Messenger RNA from Metopolophium dirhodum (rose-grain aphid), 5036 nucleotides. RefSeq names its product tectonic-like complex member MKS1 (gene Mks1). Gene Ontology annotation, biological process: cilium assembly. Gene Ontology annotation, cellular component: MKS complex. The transcript has 9 exons. The record is from RefSeq and is a predicted model, not a curated record. Bases 695 to 2002 code for a protein of 435 amino acids. Lineage: Eukaryota; Metazoa; Arthropoda; Insecta; Hemiptera; Aphididae.
AGCUUCUAAAUGUUUACACGAAUGGGAUUGAGCAAUUGAGCCAUUAUGGUACUUUUCCUGAAAGUACUUGGAUGAAAAAAAAAAACGAAUAAACGGUAUUGUGGUUGUUACCGUAUCUGAUUAUGUACCGGAGUUUAAGACAUAAACACACGACUGUCUAGCAGUUAUUGAUUAUUGUUCUAUGGUAUUAUUAUCUUUAAUCGUGGUGCGUAAUAAUCUGAUAAAUAAUAAUCAGCGUUCACGAUACUAUCUUAAAUCAUGGUAGUAUAAUUAAUUAUUUUCAUAUUUGGUCAAUACUCAAUUGGCACGAUUGCCUAUUUAUAUUUGAUAUUUUGAAUUUUAAUAUCAAAGUAAACAAACAUUGACAAAAUAUUGUAAUUUUAAAUAUAUACUAAAUAGUAAAUAGUAAAUUGUAAAAUUGUUAAUACUUAAUGCUAAAGCUAAAUUCAAAUAUCAACAUUUAAAGACCGUGAUGUGUCAAAUUCUGACUUAAGAGUACUGAAUUAUUGACUAUUGGUAGAAUUUCAAAAUUAUAUAAUAUUAAAUUUAAACUUAAAAGCUUAAAAGUCACAGAGAAGGAUAUCGAAUAUUGAAUUUGAUAAAGCCAGAACAAUAACAAUGUAUUGUUUCAUUAUUCAAAUUUAAUUAAUAAUUUCAGUAAACCUUUUUAUUGAAGACUCAAAUUGAAAGAGAAAUGUCUAAUAAAGAUGAUAUAGAUUAUGAUGUAGGUAGCUACAGAUGUGAAGGCUCAGUAGAGCAUUUUAGUUUCAGAAUAUGUUUAGAAAUUUCUCGUACUUCAUUUCACCAUAAAAAUACUGAAAUCGAAAAAAAGUACACCAAAAGGAUAGAAAAAGUAUUUCAUUGGAUGGAAAAAACAUCAGAUGAGCCACAAGAUCAAAAUGAUUUAGAAGAAACAUCUUCAUCAAUUGAAGGAAAACUUUUAGAUAGCCAUUUGAAAACUAAAUUUAAUCAGCAACAUAAUGGUCGUACAAUUCUACAUGAUAUUAUGGGUCAUGAUAGUACACUCACUGAAUCAUUUAAGAAAAUGAGCUUAAUGAAAGACCAUAAAAAAAAUGUACAUUUUUUUACUAAAAAUGUUAUUGAUAAUUCACCAUCUGACAUUUCAAAAUUGCAAAAUAGAUUACCAAAUUUCAAUCAAAUAAUGCAUGUUCUUCUUGACCUUGGAAGUAAUGGUACAGAAAAUGAAGAAAAUAAUCUUGUGUUAGCAUCAUUGUAUUGGAAUCCAAACAGUCAUAUUAUGACAAUAUUUCCUAAUUUUACGACUAACAAUUGUUCAGGAUAUAUACUUCCAAUUAGUACAGUGAAAGAUUCAUGUUUUGAGUACAGAUUUUGGAUAGAAAAUCUAUCUAAUGAAUCUCUAGAACUAAUUACUGAUACUGUAAAUUUUCAUCUACUCAAAUUCGAUCACUAUGACUUUUAUAUACCAGAGACUGAUACUAUUGAAAUAUUUGCUGAAAUAACUUCUGCUAGUGGAUUUGAAUAUGACAAUUUAUUUAUUCGUUAUUUUAUUGAUCUUCCUUCAGGAUGGAAAUGUGCUAAUACUAAUUCACUUAGUGGAACCACUCAUACAUGUCGACGAAAUAACAAUAAGAUAUCUAUAUUUUCAUAUCUAUUCAAUGUUACAGUAAUAUUACCAAAAACAAUUGAUCAGCCUACAGAUCAAAAUAUUAACUCUGCAUUUAUAACAUUUAUUAUUUAUUCAAUUGAUUCAUGGAACAAGGAACGAGUUGAAGGAUAUGCAUCAUAUCAAAUUCCGAAAUUCUCUACACCAAUAUCACAUAAAAACAAUAUUAAAUUAGAAGCGUGGUUACCAAAAUCUAGAAAUUGUGUUGAUAAUUUACGUAGAUAUUUCAUUGGUGGAACUGUAAAGUUGGCUGAACCUAAUUAUAUAAGUGUACCCACCAAUUUCAAUGAAAAGUUGUUGAGUAAAUUUGGAAUGGAAGUAGAACAUAGAGUGACAUUGUAUCUGCUCAAGCGCUAGUAAAAAGUGUCAACAAUGUAAUGGCUAGUUUCAAAAGAGCACGACAGAGAAUGCUUUUAGCUUGCCAGCCAAUAUUAAGUCCAUCACAUAAUUAAUUCCUAUUUAUAAACUAAGUUAUUACUAAUUAUAAAAUAAUUAAAUUCACUCUAGUCAAUGUUUAAGGUUUAAACAUAUAUAAUUAUUGUUAAUAAGAAAUUAUUUAUACUUCUAUUAUAAGGCUCAAAUUAUAUUUUCAUAUUAUUUAGAAUAAUGCUAAGUUAAGGCACAGUGUUUAACUACAUUUUAUUUAUCAUCAGUUAUCAUCUAAUAUAAAAUUAAAAUUCAAUUUUUGUUUUUCAAAAUACAUAUAUAUUUUUAAUAAUUCUUAUAUUAUAAAAUUAUUUUAUUGCAAAUUUUCUUUUGUUUUUAAAAAGUUGUACGUAUUUUUAAUUUCAUAUUUAAAAGCACAAUAUAUUUCUGAAAAUAAAUUAAUAUCCUUAAUAUAAAAUAUAGUAUACAAUAUAACUUAUUUAAUGUAAAAAUGUAUAAUAUAAUAUAAGUAUACAUUUGUAUAUAAGAUAAGUAGUAAUGGAGUAGAUUACUUUAAAAAACUGUGGUUCACUCAUAAGUAAACAAUUCUAUGUUCUACUCUGCAAAAUAUUUAAAAAAUAUGACAGUUUUUUUGCGAAGAUAUUAUAUUUUAACUCAUAUAAGUCAUUAAAUAAUUCCUUAUUAUGUAUCACAAAUAGGUAAUACAGGUUAGGUUACAAUUUAUAUCAUCAUAAUUUCUUAUUGUACAUUUUUAAUAAAAAUAAAAAAAAAUAUUAAAAUAUUCACCAAGAUAAUCAAAUACUAUUGGAAUAUAUUUAUUUCCCUACUAAUAUUCGUCAGUUUUGGAAUGGUUUGAAUUAACGUGGGUCCAUCAUAUUUCAUUCAAAGAAAAAACUAUUGUUUAUAACUUUUAAUGUGCUUGACUUUUAAUCAAACAAUUUAUUUUUCACAAAUAUAAAAUAUUUUUCAAUUUUAAAAAUAGUAUUUUUUAAUAAGUAAAAAAUACAAAAAAAAAAAUAUUCAGAGUACGUAUUCAAAUAAUUUUUUCAAAAAGUAUUUAAAAUUUCAAAAUAGUAUUUGAAUAAAAAAAAGUAUUUGAAUACAUUUAUUCGAAUACUUUACAUCAUUACAAGGCUGUUUAAAUGUAUGUCAAGUGAUUUAGUCAUCAAACUUACAAAUGCAUCUCAAUCACUUGUCUGAAUGGUAUGCGAAGUGGCGUGUCCAAAUUAACCAAAAUAAAUCUAUACAUACAAUGUUCACACUUAAACAAGGAAUAUGCCCAAACAUUACACUUAAAAAUGUACCAAUUCCCACAUCCGAUACAGUCAGAUACUUAAGAUUAACCCUAGACGAAAGACUGACGUAGAAAAAACACCUUCAAUCCAAAAGGCUAACCUUAAAUAAUCGCAUGCGUAUUCUCAGACCCCUGUUAAUUAGAAAUAAGUGGUCCUCCCUUAACACCAAAAUAUUAAUCUACAAAUCUCUACUCAAGCCAAUGUGGACGUAUGGACUUCAAUUAUGGGGCCCAGCAAAAAAAUCUAACACUAAUAGAAAUCAAACAUUCCAAAAUAUAUCGCUCUGAGCUCCACCCUAUAGCAUAGGUGCAAAUAGGGGGGCUUUAGGGGCUAAGCCACCCAAACAUUGAAAACAUUUUGUUUUAAGCUAAUUCAAUAUAUAUCAAAGUAAGGCUUUAGAUACUAACAUUUUAUAAAUUUCAAACUACAAAAUAAUUAUUAAAUUUUAAAUUUGAUAAAUUUUGUCAAAAUUUGAACUUUAAAUGCUUAUAAAAAAAAAUUGUGCGUAUAUAUUUUUAAUAUUUUUCAACUGCUAUUGUAACAUUAUAUCAGGAGCCUUUCAUUACAUUUUCACGCUUUUUUACCAAACAAAUAAAAUUUUAUUGACAAUUCCCGUAAACAGCUCAAAAAGUCAAAUUAUUUUAUAAAUUUUAUCAUGUAUAGAAAAUGCUAAUAUAAACAUACAGUGAAAUUUUCAAGUAUCUACAGUCAUUCAUUUUUUAAUUACAACAAAAUAAGAAAAUCGUUACAUGAGAAAUCGAGUGAAUAUCAAAUGUUGUAAAAAUAUGAAUUUCAAACGCUCAUAAAAAUUUAAUUUGACUUUCUUGUAGAUAUUUUUUUUUUUUGACUAAGGUAGACCAACCUAUGAGGAAUCUUGUAUUAUAUUUUCAAAUCUUAGAUUAAAAAAUAAAAUUGUUUAUGAAUUUCUAACUCAAAAUAAUUUGCAAAUUUUCGUCAUUUUUACGUAUUUUGUCAAUAUUUGAACUUAAAAUGCUUAUAAUAAAAUUGUGACUAUGGAUUUUUAAUUUUUAUCAUCUGCCUUUGAAACAAUAACCUAGGAGCCUCCUUUUAAAUUGUUAAGCUUUUUUAACCAACAAAUAAAAUUUUAUUGAUAUUUAUAUAAAAAAAAAUUAAAAAAAUGGAAACUGAAAAUGCUAUGGAAAAUGUUAUGGUGUAUAGAAAAUGCUAUUAUACACAUUCAGUCAACAUUUGAUAUUUUGAUGUACAUACGGUAAUUAGAGUUGCACCAAAAACCAAAAUCGAUUUUCUCGAAAACAGCCUAACCCCCCUAAGUACCAACUAGAUUCACUUUCCUAUCAGAAAAGUUACUGUUGAAGAAAAUCCAAGCAUUUUUACUGUUCUAAAAUGUGAUGAAUUUAAAAAAAAUAAAAAAAAAAUAAAUUGUUUGGUGUUACUAAAAAAGAAAAAUAACCCUAGAUAAAUGACAUCUUUUUAAAUUGUAAAUUAAAAAUUAAUAUCAUCGGACGAUGUGGUUGUUUUCUAUAAAUAAUAUAUUGAUUUUAAUGCAAGAAAGCAGUAUACCAUUAUGCGGCUUUUAUCGAUGCAUUUUUCAAGGAAAAUGUAUUUCUAAUAUGUUAAUUAUUUUAGAAAUAGAUAAAAAAUAAAUUAAUAAAUUUUACAAUUAUUUGCUUUGAUUAUUCUUUUAUCACGAGCACUCAGUUUUUUAUACUGUAUGAUACUACUACCAU